GGCGAAUGGAAAGCGGAAGAGGCGGAGCCAAUGGGUGGAGAGUUAGCUCGCAAUUGGGCGGCGUGCUGAGUGGCUGUUGCUAGGCAGGCUAAGAUGGCUGCUUUGGACAGGGUCAAGGUGCUGGUGCUGGGGGAUUCCGGUGUUGGGAAAUCUUCACUUGUUCAUCUGUUGUGCCAAAAUCAGGUGUUGGGAAAUCCAUCUUGGACUGUGGGCUGCUCAGUGGAUGUGCGAAUUCAUGACUACAAAGAGGGGACCCCAGAAGAGAAGACCUACUACACUGAAUUGUGGGAUGUUGGAGGUUCAGUGGGCAGCGCUAGUAGUAUGAAAAGCACACGAGCAGUAUUUUACAACUCUGUGAAUGGCAUCAUUUUGGUGCAUGACUUAACCAACAAAAAGUCUUCUCAAAACUUGUAUCGCUGGUCACUGGAAGCCCUCAACAGGGAUGUGGUUCCAACAGGAGUUCUCGUAACAAAUGGGGACUAUGACCGUGAACAGUUUGCUGAUAACCAGAUUCCCCUACUGGUAAUAGGAACCAAACUGGAUCAGAUCCCAGAGGCUAAGCGCAAUGAAGUUUUGACCAGAACAGCUUUCCUGGCUGAGGAUUUCAAUGCAGAAGAGAUUAAUUUGGACUGCACCAACCCCCGCUAUCUGGCUGCAGGUUCAUCCAAUGCUGUCAAGCUCAGCAGGUUUUUUGAUAAGGUCAUAGAGAAGAGGUACUUUUUACGAGAUGGUAAUCAGAUUCCUGGCUUUUCAGAUAGAAAAAGAUUUGGAGGAGGUACGCUGAAGAACCUUCAUUAUGACUGAACACUGCUCACCAUCCAGAGAUUGAGCAGGAGAGUCAUUCUCUCCAUUUGCAACAACAUUCCUAUCCUGUUGAAUGCUUCAAGGCAGUGAUGCUCAUGCCAGGCAGAAUAAAGAGUAAGCAGUGCUUUGGCCAGCUCAACUAGUGGAGCUACUGAUGCUGAUGAAGGCACGGGGGAAAAUUCCCCAAACCUGACUUUGGGUCUAGACUCUCCUAGGCUCACAGGCCUUCUGGAAAUAUGGGAUCUUUUGGGAUUUGUGCAAUAUAUUUAGUGUCUUCCACACAGCUGUGGAAAGCAUUAUCAUGCACAGCAUGUAUGUGUAAUUUUUUUCCUCCAUUUUGGAAGAUUUAUGAACUCUCUACAAUGAAUUACAUUCAUUUUACCUCUAGCUGAAAGAUGAGACUGAGUGGGCUUUUCAUUUGCACUUAAGUAAAGAAAAACAAGGAAAGCAGAAUGAAUCUAAAUGUGUAAGGAAUGGAAUAGAAAGGAAAUAUUAGAAUGCUACUAUAUAAAUGAAUGGGUGCAGCUUC
Molecule: messenger RNA, 1333 nt
Organism: Alligator mississippiensis (American alligator)
Lineage: Eukaryota; Metazoa; Chordata; Crocodylia; Alligatoridae
Gene: RABL3
Product: RAB, member of RAS oncogene family like 3
Exons: 8
Coding region: 94-804 (236 amino acids)
Biological process (GO): intracellular protein transport
Cellular component (GO): endomembrane system
Molecular function (GO): GTPase activity
Source: RefSeq, a predicted model, not a curated record